AUGGGAAGAAGAUUCAAGGGCCCUCUCAAAAAGGUCAAAGAAGCAAAAAUUCCCAAAGACGAUGAAGAAGAAGAUGAUGAUGCUAGCAUUAAGAUUGAUGCAAAGAGUAACGCUGCUUUUGCUAAGCAAGAUGAUGAAGAAGGAGACUACUAUUAUGAGGAGGAAUAUCCUGAGGAGAGAUUCAAAUUCUCACACUUGCUGGGGCUCCCUGUGCUCAACCAAAUCCCUUAUACUGGUAAAGAAGAAGAUCCUAAGUUGGAAGUCAUCGCUGCUGCCCUACACUUGCCAAGAUCUGAGAUUGAUAAAGCUUGGAUUAGUAAGAAAGAGUACUCUGGAUUACCCCUUGAUUUCCUCUACGAAAAAGCGGAGAUUUUUGCUAAGGCUUCAAGUAUGGAUGCUUUGGAAGCUGUUUUGUCUCUUUUAAUCUAUGGACAAGUUCUAUUCUUCCAUUAUGACAAAAUUGUUGAUGUGACUGCUAUCAAGAUAUUUCUAAGUAAGAAUCCCGUUCCUACUUUACUUGGUGAUUUGUUACAUUCUAUUCACUUCCGAGUAUUGAAAAGGAAAGGUUGUGUCCUUGGAUGUGCUCCGCUAUUGCAUAAGUGGUUUAUUUCGCACUUAGCUCUCUCCGUAAGAAAGAAUGAAGGAGGCUUAACUUGGUCUCAAAGAAUUAUGAAGCUUUCUUUUUACAACGUCAUUUGGUGCCAAAAGAAGUUUGAAAGAACUUUACUAUUUGAUAGUUGUGGGGAAUUCCCUAAUAUACCGCUUCUUGGCGUUCGUGGGGGAAUAACGUAUAAUCCUAUUCUAGCUCGACAUCAGUUUGGUUUUGCUUUGAAGGAUAAGCCACGUUCCUUGUAUCUCAGUUCAGAAUACUUCAGCUAUGAUUCAAAUAAGUCAAAGAAAAGAGAUCUCUUCAUUAAGGCUUGGUCGAAAGUAAAGAAAGUUGGUGCAAAAGAUAUAGGAAGAAGAAAUUACAUGCCAUGGGACCCGUACUUCCAAUGGGUUUAUGAUCGAGUUAUGGAAUUUGGGAUGCCUUACCCUUCUGAUACGCCCAUAGUACCAAGGGUAGCUCCUCCUGCUGUCCCAAUUGCAUUCGAGCCGUAUGUUCCUACUCCAAAUGAAGAUCUUGUUGCAACUGUUAACCAACUGAAGAGGGAAAGGGAUGACUUUGAGAGACGCUUACGAAAGGUUGAAGCUGAAAAAGAAGUGUUGACACAAGAUGCUAAAGAGCGAGAGACUUUACUUGACUAUUUUUCUCGUAAAUGGAAAAUUGAAGAUUUCGUUUCCCCGGAUCAGAUUAACUCAUGGGAAAAUGAAAUUUCUAGGCUUGUUCAAGAAAGAGAGGAAAUGAUCAAGGCACACAAGGAAGAAGUCAGGUCUGAUGUAACUAAAUAA
Molecule: messenger RNA, 1392 nt
Organism: Vicia villosa (hairy vetch)
Lineage: Eukaryota; Viridiplantae; Streptophyta; Magnoliopsida; Fabales; Fabaceae
Exons: 4
Coding region: 1-1392 (463 amino acids)
Source: RefSeq, a predicted model, not a curated record